Anopheles cruzii is the source of this 2727-nucleotide messenger RNA. RefSeq names its product protein yellow. The coding region runs from base 747 to 2204 and encodes 485 amino acids. NCBI's taxonomy places the organism in Eukaryota, Metazoa, Arthropoda, Insecta, Diptera, Culicidae. The transcript has 3 exons. The record is from RefSeq and is a predicted model, not a curated record. Gene Ontology annotation, cellular component: extracellular region.
CGAGAUCAUCCCGCGAACCGCGGCGUUCGCAAGAACGCGGAUUGCUGUGCCUACGUCACGCGGAGUUGAAUUUCUAAUCCCGGUACCGGUUCCGAUUUUGUCCGCAGCACCAGCAUGGGUACGAAGCGCGGCAAAGAACACGAUUGUGCGACGAGUGGCACAAAGUGAACGAACAACCCGCGGCAGCAGCAGCGCGGUGGUGGGCUUGGAGUAACCGCGUACCAGAAAGGCGCUGAAGGUUGGCCUGUGCCAGCGCGAUCGAGGCAGCAGAAGCGAGACAGAGCAGCUAUCUAGGGGUGCGGGCGCGCAGUUCGCGCUACUCCCAGUUGCACUAGGCACGUGGAUGGCUGCGACGGCGACGAGCGGCGCGAGUGAACGACAGAGUACGUCCGAAAGUGUGUUCUAAGCCGGUGUUAAAUCGAAGCCCCGGACAUAGCGAAGUUGUCAGUUGGGCUGUACGGAUCGCUCGACUCACUCGAGGUUGUAACGGCGACGGCGCAGGUUUUUCGGACCAACGUUGGGAAGCCCCUGGGCCGCCUCCUGGGUGGAAAAACCUUCAAGUGACUUCAACGAGAAGAGAUUGUAGUGCGCCAACCGGAGACCACCUUAAAAAAAAAAAGAAAAAAGGAACGAACGAUAACCUUCAAAUCUACGCCACCCCGUGCAGCGGGUCAGCGUGUGAUCUUCGUGAAGUGAACUUCACCACCAAGAGGGGACCACCGUUUACGAACCUACGAACUUGUGCGAUGCGUGGUGUGUCGUGCGUAAUGCUGCGGCCAAACCGGCCCCGAUCGGUGCUCCUGGCCGCGGCGGCCGGUUGCUGCGCAUUGAUGCUGGCCCUUCUACCGCGCCCAUCCGCGGCCAACGACAAUCUGCGCGUCGCGUAUCAGUGGAGCGAAAUAGAUUUUGAGUUUUCUAACGACGCCGACCGGCAGGAGGCGCUCGCCACGGGCCGCUACAUCCCGGAGCACGUGAUACCGGUCGGGCUGGAGGUCUACAAAAAGCGGCUCUUUCUGACGCUGCCGCGCUGGAAGGAUGGCAUACCGGCGUCACUGGGCUACAUCAAUCUCAACGAAACCACAACACAAUCUCCGAAGUUACAUCCGUAUCCAAACUGGUCGGCCCAUCGGCGAAUAAGUGACGCCGACGCACCGGAAAUAGUGUCACCGUUCCGGAUACGCGCCGAUCGCUGCGGCCGCCUCUGGGUGCUGGACACCGGUGUGGAGGAGCUGCUGACAAACACAACGGUCACCGCCCCAACGUCGCUGCUGGUGUACGAUCUGAACAACGACAAUCUGCUCCGGCGGUACGCGUUUCCCGCGGGCCACAUUAAAGAAAACUCGUUCUUCGCCAACAUCGCCGUCGAGGAUGCGGUGUGCGAGGACACGUUCGCGUACGCGGCCGACCUCGGCAAUCCCGGGCUGGUGGUGUACUCCUGGGCGCAGCAGGAAUCGUGGCGCGUCAAGCAUCACUUCUUCCACCCGGAUCCGCUGGCGGGCAACUACAACAUCACCGGCAUCAACUUCCAGUGGGACGAUGGGUUGUUCGGAAUUGCGCUCUCGAAACCGCAGCCCGACGGCUACGCUACGCUGUUCUUCCAUCCGCUUAGCUCGCUGAACGAGUUCGCCGUCUCGACGAAGGUACUGCGCAAUCGCAGCGCCGCGCUGGACGCGAGCAACUACCACGAGUUCAAGGUGCUCGGAUCGCGCGGUCCCAACGGGCAGGCUGGGGUCGCCUUUCUCGAUCAGAAAACCGGCGUCAUCUUCUACGCCCUGCCGAACCUCAACGCCAUCACGUGCUGGAAAACCUCGAACCGGGCGUACACGAUCAAGUCGCUCGGUCGCGUCUACAUGAGCACCGUCGACAUGGUGUUUCCCAACGACGUCAAGGUGGACGACGAGAGCCGCCUGUGGGUGCUGUCCGAUCGGCUGCAUCAGUACAUGUACGAGUCGCUCAACCGAAACGACACGAACUUCCGCAUCCUCACCGCUACGGUGAAGGAUGCCAUCCAAAACACGGCAUGCGACACGAACAUUAAACCGCUGCCGGAUAUCAUCACCAACUUGGGUGACAUCCUGCGGCCAUCUACCGUGGCUCCGAAGCUGGCACCGAAGGGUGGUUCCAGUGUGGCGCCUACCGUUCAGUCCGCCGGCAUCAUGACUGUGCUGCUCGUUGCCUGUGCCACCGUUCGUUUCCUUCUCUGAGCGAAGAGUUAGGCCAUAUUCAGCAGGAGCAGCAGUGUCGUUGUCAUGUUAAUGUUUUAUCGUUGAAUUUUUAUCAGUAUUGCACACAACCGCAAGAAAAUGGCAGGAAGCAUUUGUCAAGGAGAGUGACGUAUCCAUCAGCAGUAGUACCUCGGCAAACGGGGAACGGGGAUAAAUGUCUGCGUGUCGGUGGCACCGCAACGAAGCGUUCCAGUAGCAUAAUUAUCUUUGAACCGUCCCGAAUCACCGUCCCGUUGAUUUCUGUAGUACCCUAGUGUGUAUAAUUUAUAUGUUCCAAACUUUUUGCCUUACGCUUUCACCACCGCGCCUUGCGUGCGCUCCGUAGUACCGUUCAUCUCGCGCAUCGCAUUUCCUAAAUUAUGCGGCACAUAUUGGCACCACAACUGUCAUAGCACAAAACCGACUAUCCCAAACCCGAGGCCAUAACCGUUGCAGCCUGUCCAACAAUGGUCUGUGAGCAGUUGUGUCAUAAUUGUUAAUUGUUAGUCAGCGUACCAAAAUA